This is a messenger RNA of Coturnix japonica (Japanese quail), 1987 nucleotides long. The record is from RefSeq and is a predicted model, not a curated record. Lineage: Eukaryota; Metazoa; Chordata; Aves; Galliformes; Phasianidae.
AGGGGUUGCAAUGCAUGCAAGAGAUGCAAUGCAUGCAAAGGCUGCAGGGGUUGCAAUGCAUGCAAGAGAUGCAAUGCAUGCAGGGGUUGCAAUGAAUGCAAAGGCUGCAAUGCAUGCAGGGGUUGCAAUGAAUGCAAGAGCUGUAGGGGCUGCAAUGCAUGCAGGAGUUGCAGGGGCUGCAAUGAAUGCAAAGGCUGCAGUGCAUGCAGGGGAUGCAGGGGUUGCAAUGCAUGCAGGGGUUGCAAUGCAUGCAAGAGCUGCAAUGGAUGCAGGGGCUGCAGGGGCUGCAGGUGUUGCAAUGCAUCCUGGAGCUGCAGGAGCUACAAUGCAUGCAAAGGCUGCAGGGGUUGCGAUGAAUGCAAAGGCUGCAGUGCAUGCAGGGGGUGCAGGGGGUGCAAUGAAUGCAAGAGCUGCAAUGGAUGCAGGGGCUGCAAUGCAUGCAAUGGGUGCAGGGCAUGCAGGGGUUGUAGGGGCUGCAAUGAAUGCAAAGGCUGCAGAGGUUGUAGGGGCUGCAAUGAAUGCAGGAGCUGUAGGGGCUGCAAUGAAUGCAAAGGCCGCAGGGGUUGUAGGGGCUGCAAUGGAUGCAGGGGCUGCAAUGCAUGCGGGGGCUGCAAGGGUUGUAAUGAAUGCAGGAGCUGCAAUGGAUGCAGGGGGUGCAAUGGAUGCAGGGGUUGCAAUGGAUGAUGCAGGGGCUGCAUUGGAGCUGCAGGGCGUGCGUGUGCUGCUGUCCCCCCCCCCCUGCUCGUUGCCCCCCCCCCAGUUGCUGGUGCUGGUUCCCAGCAGCCCCAGCAAUGCAGAGCAGCGACGAGCCGUGCGCAGCACAUGGGGGGCACAGAGACCCCCCCAUAGCAGGACCGUGUUCGGAUUUGGGGUGCCCAUGGGGGAGGACCAGGACCUGCGCUAUGGGGCAGGACCACAGGACCCCAUACAGGACCAGGCCCAGCGCUAUGGGGCAGCGUAUCAGAACCCCAUUAAGGACCAGGCCCAGCGCUAUGGGGCAGGACCCCAGGACCCCAUUAAGGACCAGGCCCAGCGCUAUGGGGCAGAGCCACAGAACCCCAUUAAGGACCAGGCCCAGCGCUAUGGGGCAGCGGAUCAGGACCAGACCCAUCGCUAUGGGGCAGGACCCCAGGACCCCAUAUCUGACUAUAGGGCAGCAGACCAUGACCCCAUAUCCACCCACGCCCGUCGCUAUGGGGCAGGACCUCAGGACCAGACCCAGCGCUAUGGGGCAGGACCACAGGACCCCAUUAAGGACCAGGCCCAGCGCUAUGGGGCAGGACCACAGGACCCCGUAUCUGAUCGCUAUGGGGCCGUGGAUCAGGACCAGGCCCAUCGCUAUGGGGCAGGACCCCAUGACCCCAUAUCCACCCACACCCAUCGCUAUGGGGCAGGACCCCAGGACCCCAUAUCUGAUCGCUAUGGGGCAGGACCACAGGACCCCAUAUCUGACUAUAGGGCAGCAGACCAUGACCCCAUAGCGUCCCACACCCGUCGCUAUGGGGCAGGACCACAGGACCAGACCCAGCCCUAUGGGGCAGGACCACAGAACCCCAUAUCCACCCACACCCAUCGCUAUGGGGCAGGACCACAGGACCCCAUAUCUGAUCGCUAUGGGGCAGGACCCCAAGACCCCAUAGCAGCCCAUACCCAUCGCUAUGGGGCAGGACCACAGGACCCCAUAUCAUCCCACGCCCAGCGCUAUGGGGCAGCACAUCAGGACCAGGCCCAGCGCUAUGGGGCAGGACCACAGGACCCCAUAUCCACCCACACCCCCAUAUCUGAUCGCUAUGGGGCAGGACCACAGGACCCCAUAACAUCCCAUGCCCGCCGCUAUAGGGCCGUGGAUCAGGACCAGGCCCAGCGCUAUGGGGCAGGACCCCAUGACCCCAUAUCUGAUAGCUAUGGGGCAGGACCACAGGACCAGACCCAUCGCUAUGGGGCAGGACCCCAUGACCCCAUAUCAUCCCACGCCCGCCGCUAUGGG